UAUUAUCAAACACAAGUCGUCUGCCUGUCAAACUCCAAUGGUCUCAAUACGAAACUGAAAAUGGAGUUAACGUCGCUUCUCCUUUACAUUACCAUAUUCUUCUCUGUGUUACUUGUUCUCAUACUAUUCAGUGAUGGUGAUUUAACUUUGAUGCUAGUAGAGAGAUUUGGAAAACGUUUAAGUUCGGUGAAAGGACAAGUUUAUUGGAUAGUUGGCGCUUCCUCUGGAAUUGGGGAGUAUUUGGCAUAUGAGCUUGUUGCAAAUGGAGCAAAAGUAGUUUUAUCAGGCAGAAGAGAAAAUGAACUGCAGAAAGUCAAAACCCAGUGCCUACUUAUAGGGAAGAAGGCAGGCCUUUCUGAAACUGAUAUUUUGCUUUUACCUGUUGAUGUUACCAAACUUGAACUUCAUCAGCAAUAUUUUGAUGCUGUUUUACAACAUUUUGGAACAUUGGAUGUGUUAGUGAAUAAUGCUGGCAGAUCCCAGAGAGCAGAGUGGAUGAAUAUUGAUAUAAGGGUUGACAAAGACCUUUUUGAUGGCAAUGUUUUUGGACUUCUCAACCUCAGUCGUAUUGUAAUGCCACAUUUUCUCUCUAAGAAGAGAGGCCAGAUUGCUGUGACAUCAUCUGUGUGUGGAAAAGUUGGAGCUCCAUGCUCAGCCAGCUAUAAUGCUACAAAACAUGCUUUACAUGGAUAUUUUGAAACGUUACGUGCCGAAUUGACAUGUCGGGGCGUAUCAGUUACCAUGCUUUGCCCUGGACCAGUUUUCUCCGAUCUACUCAGCGCUUGCGCUACGGAUACUUACGGCCAAAAAUUGGGCAGUACUAUGACCAAGAAAGAUCGACGAAUGUCCACGGAACGGUGUGCACGACUUUGCGCCAUAGCCAUAGUUAAUCAGUUGGAUGAAGCUUGGAUUUCUAUCAACCCUGUUCUGUUAUCUUUGUAUGUAUCACAAUAUGCGCCCUCCCUGUUUAGAAGUUUUAAUGGUCGUAUAGGAGCACGGGUUGCCAUGUCACUCCGUGAUAGCAGGAAUGAUCUCGUUAAUAGUUGCAAGAAAGAUAUACAAGGUGAGAAAUCGGACUGAUGGCCAUAAAGACGUUACCGAUCCUUCCACAAUAUUUUGCAUUCAGUGAUACUACAUGAAAAUGCUAUAGAGGCAAUAGUGCCCAUUCUUUAUUAGCCGGUGUAAUUCUAAACGAUAAGCUAAGCCAUUAUGCAAAAAUGAAUUAUGAAAUUUCGAACGUUUUGUUCUUAAUUUGUUAUGAAUAUAUGAAGGAUUUGGCAACCUUGAA
This is a messenger RNA of Daphnia carinata, 1288 nucleotides long. RefSeq names its product dehydrogenase/reductase SDR family member 7-like. The transcript is spliced from 8 exons. Bases 61 to 1080 code for a protein of 339 amino acids. Gene Ontology annotation, molecular function: oxidoreductase activity. NCBI's taxonomy places the organism in Eukaryota, Metazoa, Arthropoda, Branchiopoda, Diplostraca, Daphniidae. The record is from RefSeq and is a predicted model, not a curated record.